AGUGGCUGGGUUUUAAUGUUAUAUAGGCGAGCUCUACCACCACUGGUCAUAGAAAAUUAGAUCACGUGCUACUUUUAAAGAAACAAAAAAAAAGAUAGACCUACAAAAAAAAAGCACAAAACAACAUAGGUGGGAAAAUGGAGGAAAGUGGGUGUAAGAAAGAAAGAGAGAGAAGCAAAAAAUAUGGAGAAAGAGAGAUACUGAGAGAGAGAGAGAGAGUGAAAGAGAAAGUGAUAAAGAACAAGUAAAAGAAGAAAGCUUGCCGGCCAAUAGAAGUGUCGUCGAGGAUAGGGGGGAGUAGAAUACCCAGAAUGCCUAGCGAAGGUCUGCCUAUGUUGACUAUGUCGUUACCCCCAAAGUGCUUUGUUUUUGACGGCCCAGUUCUUCAUCCCCUUUGCUCUUUGUACCAAGUUGGACUUGGCAAGCUUGAAAUGAUUGUUAGUCAUACUGAAGAGAACGUCAAACGGAUUUUAAACAUUAGGCCAGUCAAUUCCGGGUGCGUAGCGGGUUUUCGCCACCUAACAUCCCAUCUCCGAGAACCGCUGAUGCCACCCGAGAAAGCACCUCACGAACAUACUGCAUCCAUGUCUGUGCCCAAGUCACAAUGCACCGCUGAAAUAGCCCGGCCAGGCCCGAGCACUGAGGAAAUACCUGCAGAAGGUGGGCGACGGAAACAUGGGGGAUGUAAAUGGUUUAAUGUGGCCCAAGGAUGGGGUUUUAUCACUCCAGAUGACAAAUCGCAAGAUGUCUUUGUACAUCAGAUUUGGCUGGAGAAAAAAACAAAAACAAAACAAAAAUAA
Messenger RNA from Octopus bimaculoides (California two-spot octopus), 800 nucleotides. Its product is annotated as protein lin-28 homolog. Gene Ontology annotation, cellular component: nucleus; cytoplasm. The record is from RefSeq and is a predicted model, not a curated record. Gene Ontology annotation, biological process: pre-miRNA processing. Lineage: Eukaryota; Metazoa; Mollusca; Cephalopoda; Octopoda; Octopodidae. Gene Ontology annotation, molecular function: zinc ion binding; mRNA binding.